Messenger RNA from Aplysia californica (California sea hare), 1238 nucleotides. RefSeq names its product galactoside 2-alpha-L-fucosyltransferase 3. Bases 24 to 968 code for a protein of 314 amino acids. Lineage: Eukaryota; Metazoa; Mollusca; Gastropoda; Aplysiida; Aplysiidae. Gene Ontology annotation, molecular function: galactoside 2-alpha-L-fucosyltransferase activity. Gene Ontology annotation, biological process: carbohydrate metabolic process. The transcript has a single exon. The record is from RefSeq and is a predicted model, not a curated record. Gene Ontology annotation, cellular component: membrane.
GCAGCUGCCUUGUCUUCAUCGUCAUGACGGUCUUUGUCUACAAACUCUCACUUCCGGUGUUCCUGGAGAACUUUGACCCGGAAGGCGACAUGCCCAGCGACAGCAGAAGUCUACCAAAGUCAGAGCGGACGUACAACGGACGCCAUAUCGUUUGCCACAAAUUCAAAGGGAAUCUGGGAGACCUUUUGUUCCAGUACGCUUCCAUAUUAGGAAUGACGCGUCAUCAAAACAGACUCUUCCUUGCCAGCGGGAAUGUGGCUCUCGAAAACGUUCUUCGAGAAACCAAGUUCAGGGUGGGGAAAAACCAUUGCAAAAGUGUCGUGCACUUGGCGGAGAGAACGUGCUGUCAUUUCGACGAUAAUGUCGCGCAGAUCGACACGAUGAAGAACUACGACAUAGACGGAUAUCUGCAGUCUUGGAAAUAUUUCAACGAUAUGGACAGUUUUGUGAGGAAAUCUUUAGCUUUCAAACCCAAACUUAUCUCAACUGCGAAGGAGAUAAUUAGAGAUCUCCUACAGCAUCACAAGCAAUCAAGCUCAAACAUAACCCUGAUCGGCGUUCAUGUGUACACGGAACUGAAGCACCACGAAGAAAUCGAGAAAUUCGGAUACAACGUCGCCCCAAAGUCUUACUACGUGAAAGCCAUGAACUAUUUCAGCAAGAGGCUCAAACGACCGCACGCUUUCCUGGUAGUGUCAGACGACGCGGCAUGGUGUCGGCACAACUUAAAGGGACUACCUAACGUGCACUUUGUCGGAAGUACACAGCCGGAAGUCGGUCUGGCAGUGCUCUCCCUUGCCGAGCACAGCGUCAUCAGUUCCGGUUCCGUGUCGUGGUGGGCGGGGUAUCUGAGCAAGGGCAAGGUCGUGUACUUCAAGGACUUCGCCAAAGAGGACGUCGGCAUGAUGUACAAUAAGGACAAGUUAAUGGCUGACUACAUACGGCCUGGCUGGAUUCCUCUGUCCUAGGGCAGUGGCUGACUACAUACGGCCUGGCUGGAUUCCUCUGUCCUAGGGCAGUGGCUGACUACAUACGGCCUGGCUGGAUUCCUCUGUCCUAGGGCAGUGGCUGACUACAUACGGCCUGGCUGGAUUCCUCUGUCCUAGGGCGGUCGCUGGCACAGGGCGACAGCUCCUGUUUUAGCUGUCCCCGUGGUUUUAUGCACAAAAAAUAAAAAAUAACGAAAUUAAGCAAACUGAGCCCAAAAAUGUGAAAUUGUGCGGUUCUGUUAAUUUUAA